Molecule: messenger RNA, 3230 nt
Organism: Spirodela intermedia
Lineage: Eukaryota; Viridiplantae; Streptophyta; Magnoliopsida; Alismatales; Araceae
Source: the annotation of a GenBank genome assembly
AUGGCCUCCUCCGCGACGCUUCUGGCGUCCUUCCGUUCUCAUUCUCGCCUCCGACAGGCAGAACAGGACCUGUGGAGGAUCUCCGCCAAUCCGGGGCUUCUGAUUCCCUUCCGCCAGGGGCGGAGGCUGCAUUCACCCGCAAGGUUCCGGAUCAAAGCCGCGGUGGCCGUUGUUGGGAAGGUAGGGGGUCCUGCCUAACUUCGGAUCUCUAUCUUUAAAGUUUUCUGUACAAUCGUGUGGUCUUGUUUCAAUGCCGAUGGAGAAAUAUUGAGUCGAGAAGCUUCGAUUUUUCAGGAGGAAGCUAGUCCGGAACUCGACAUAUUUGCUUGCCCAAUUUGCUAUGAACCACUGAUAAGGAAGGGGCCCUCAGGCCUAAACCCGUGAGAACACCUCAUUUCUAACUCUCUCUGGCAUGCCUAUUAUCUUGGCUGGGAUAUCUGAACAUUGGUGUGGUUCAUCAGGUCGGCCAUCUACAGGUCUAGUUUCAAGUGUGAAAGGUGCAACAAGCCGUUCUCCAGCAGGAAUACGUAUCUUGAUCUCACCGUCACGUCCGGGACUAGGGCGUACAAUGAAUUCAUGCCUUCAAAGACUGAGCUGUUCAGGUUCGUGACGUAGUACCUGUUUCUUCUUGUUUAGAUGACUGCAAUUACUUUGGCAAAAAGAAUGAAGUUUCCUCUAACAUUUUAGAGGCCCUUUAUGGCACUGGCACUUUGCCCUGGCUUGAGUAUUCUGGCACAAAGAAGAAGUAUAGAGAGAGAUAUGCACAGAAGACCUCCCUUGGAUGUACGAUUGAUUUCUCAAGGGGUUGCAAGGACCCAGAGAUCAUCGUUCAUAAAACAGGACUUCAUCGGCUGAAAAGGCAAAAAAUGAUUUGUGAUCCAGGAUCCCGAAAGACCCAUCCACGGGGUAAAAAGUCAUCUCUAAAUAUAGAAAACUGGCUAUCGUUUCGUAUCUGUGGCCUAUCUCAAGCUUCCUAUCAAUGAACUAGGGUAAGAAUAUUAAAUUCAAUUAGGGAAUACUCCCUUUCUUAGAAAAGAAAAGUGAAGCUGAAUUCGCUAAUGCUUCUUGAAACUAUCAUUCUGGGGUUGCACAAGGUCGAUUUUUUCAUACCAGUGAUGGGCUUUUUCUUUGACAACAGAAUAGGUAAAAUUGAAGUGAACUGGAUAAAUAUAAAUUUACGAAGAAAUACAAAUACAUGUUACUAGCUGCUCAACCAUGCGAUCGAAGAUUCCAAUUCGGUUUCUAUUUCUGUUUGUUGCACUUCAAUUCAUAACUUGAUUACAGCUGUAGAUCAGGGGCUUCAUAAUUAUACUCUCAUGUCUUUAAUUCUUCCUCUCGUCAGGAGUCCACUUGUCUCAUUUCUUUAUGAGAGGGGAUGGCGACAAGGUUUUGGUCAAAAUGGAUUCCCUGGUCUUGAAGAUGAGGUGCUCUGCAACAAUAAAUAUUUAAUUUAUUAAAAUAGACUAAUUUAUGUAGGUUCAUGUUUUAUAUUCAUGAUUUGCAUAAUGUUACUGAUGAUAAUGAUGAUGAUUAUUAUUUUUAUAUUUCUUCAUCCUCUGUGGUAUUAUACUGAGAAUGUUUCACCCCUGCAGUUCAAAAUGGCUCAGGAGUACUUCAAGCCUGUAGCAGGUGGUCUUCUAUUAGACGUAAGCUGCGGGAGUGGCCUAUUUUCAAGAAAGUUCGCCAGCUCUGGGACUUUCUCCGGAGUCAUUGCACUGGAUUUCUCUGAGAACAUGCUUCGCCAGUGCUACGACUUCAUUGCAAAAGAUGAUGCUCUCUUGAAUGCGUAAGCUAAUUCCUUUAAUCUACUUUCUGGUAUUCUAUUAUCAGUUCAAGUUUUAGAUAAUCACCGUAAACCUAUGGUCAUCUCUUAACCGGCUCUCAAAUGUUGUGGACCUGAAACCAUAAAUCCUAAAACCUAUCGUCUUGUUAGGUCAAUCCUAUACAAGUAAAUGAACCCAUGGUCAGUUGACUUUAUGCUCAGAUGACACAAUGCUUUCAUGAGGGAUCCCAUAUUAGGUAGAGAACAUGGGACUAUCUGCCCAAAACUUUCAAUAAGGAUAAAAGAUCAUCAGCUUUGGGUUCACCCCAUCAGGCUUAUUAAACUGUUGAAGCCGUUUAAUGGAUGGAUAUUUGGAUUUAAUAGGCCUCCUAUACCCAUGUUUCAAUCUUCAGCCUCAAAACGUCUCUCUCUUUCUCUCUCUCUCUCUCCCUCAUGAAGGCAUGUCUCUCUACUUCUCUGUAAUCUUCUAAUAAUUCUACAUGUACAUGAAAUUCUAGAUCUCUUGAAAGAUAUAGAGCUAACCAUCAUCUUCUUCUGACGAACAGAUGACAGAAUUAGCAUAAUGGUCUAUUCAAGGUCACUGUUUUGACCUUCUAACCUGAGGAAAAUGGUUCUUUCCUAAACCUUAACAAAGACUCUCUCAUCUGUGACAUAGUUGAAGGCACGUGUGAGGAUACAAUGGGGCAUCCAAAAGCUCCGGCAUAUCCUUGAGGAUCAAGCCCAUGUUUUCAGGCUUGAGCCUCAAAAUUCUCUCGCUCUCUCUCUCUCUCUUGAGGGCAUGUCUCUCUAAUGUUGGUAAAUUUUCUAAUGAUUUCACAUCUACAUGAAUUUUUCAGGAACCUCGCUCUUGUUAGAGCAGAUGUCUCAAGGCUCCCUUUUGAGUCAGGUUCCAUCGAUGCUAUUCAUGCUGGUGCGGCCCUCCACUGCUGGCCUUCUCCUUCUAAUGCGGUAAUCCUUCUCCCUCUCACCAUUGCUACUAUCUUAGAUCCCUCGCUUCCUGAAAAACCACUCCCCAUAUGGAUAACUAUUCAAGAAAAUUGCCAAAAUUGGAAUUGCGAACCGACAACUGGAUGACCCGUUGACUCUGGUGAACCCCAACUUGAGAACCCUGAUUCUGAUCUGGAGGUCCUCCUCUUCAAUAGGUCGCCGAGAUAAACCGCGUCCUGAGAAGCGGGGGCGUUUUCGUUGCCACCACCUUCCUUUCUAGUGUCAACUCUCUCGGCAGGGUAAAGUUGAACCCAAGCCCAUCUCUCUCUCUCUCUCUCUCUCUCUCUCCCUCUCACUCACUCACUCAUUCUCUUUUGUGGUGGGUCGGACGCAGUUUUUAGUGGGAUUUUCCUACUUCAGCGAAGAGGAGAUCGAGGACCUCUGUAGGACGUGCGGCCUGGUGAACUACUCUUGCAAGGUGGACCACUUCUUCAUCAUGUUCUCCGCUCAGAAGCGUUGA